AUGGGUGGAGCUUCAUCCGUUGUCGAACAUGCCGUUAGUUCAGCUGCACAAAAAGUUGGCAACACGGUCACUUCAACUGUAAAAGAAGUAGCGAAUCCAACUGCAACUAUAUUUAAUGCAACUACCGGUGCUGUGAAUGACGUGUCUAAUUUUACGAAAAAAAUUGUCGAAUCUGGUACGAAGGAAGUGUUUAAAAAAAUUACUCCUAGGACGGAAGAGCAUCAUGAUUCACGGACACAAGAAGAACUUGAACGAGCAAAAAUCGAACAAGAACAAUUGAGAUUGGCGAUUGAAGCUCUAGAAGAAGAACUGAACAACAAGGAGAAACUCGAGACAGAAAAUGAUUUAGAUCAAUAUCAAGAAAGAACCAUCGAAGAAUUUUAUGCUCUGGCUAAAGAAGUACCUUCUCUUACUCUGACUGGUCGUAAUAUUGGCUUUUUCGGAAUAACUUCCAUAGGUAAAAGUUCCAUGAUCAAUACACUGUUAGGUGCAAAAUUAGCCGCUGUGGGUAUAGGUGAAACAACCAAAGAAAUAACGCCCUAUGAUGGACUAGAUUAUCGUUUGUAUGAUUUUCCUGGCAAAAAUGAUGAUAUGUCAUCAUUCAACAAAUCUUAUAUUGCUUUACUCAAAGGAUUAACUCAUCGUAUGGUUUUGAUUGGAGCAACAUUGAAAGAGAUGAGCAAAUUAUUAUGUUUAUUGGACGUUCUGAAUCUCAACUAUGAUAUAGUUAUCAAUAAAUUUGAUUCAAUUGAAGUGGAAGAACGAGAAUCAUUUUUAAGCCAAAUUUUAGAAGAAAUUCAAGAUGGUCAAUUCAAAGGUGUUCAUAACGUAUGGUGUGUUAGUGCUCGGAAUCCAGAACAAUUUCCUGGUUGGCUUGAAAUGGUGAAUUACUUGACAUCGUGA
Molecule: messenger RNA, 903 nt
Organism: Rotaria sp. Silwood2
Lineage: Eukaryota; Metazoa; Rotifera; Eurotatoria; Philodinida; Philodinidae
Source: the annotation of a GenBank genome assembly